Messenger RNA from Recurvomyces mirabilis, 2646 nucleotides. RefSeq lists its product as uncharacterized. The transcript has 2 exons. Bases 1 to 2646 code for a protein of 881 amino acids. Gene Ontology annotation, biological process: protein deubiquitination. Gene Ontology annotation, cellular component: nucleus; cytosol. NCBI's taxonomy places the organism in Eukaryota, Fungi, Ascomycota, Dothideomycetes, Mycosphaerellales, Teratosphaeriaceae. The record is from RefSeq and is a predicted model, not a curated record.
AUGUCGCCUGUCGCUACCAACAAUAGCAAUAGCAAUAGCAGCAAGAAUGGCCCGAACAAACGCAAGAGCCAGAAGCUGGUGACGUACGGCAGGAGCAAACGAUUACGGCAGGUGGCGGCAGAUAUGUUUGCACCAUCCAACGAACACACCAACUGGGACCAAACUCCACCCACUGUCCCUCCACGACCACCGCGGAGUCAGAAAGAGGCGACGAUGGCGUUGACUAAUGUCUUACCGGCGGAUAUCCAGACGGUGGUGGAGUUUACGGGCUGCUCGAGGGAUGAUGCUGAGAGGUAUCUACGGGUAAAACGCAAUGACAUCCAACAAGCAGUCGGCGCCAUCUUCGACGGCGAGGAUAUCAGCAAAGAAGAAGCGGGCAUGACAUGGGACGAGUCAGCAUGGGGCAAGGAUCGGGAAGGCGACACACGAGACAAUACAGGCGACCAACAUCUACAUCCACUAGGUACUGCUACUGCUCCACCCUCUCGAGCUCCCUCGCGGAACUCCAUGAGACCAACGAACCAGCAAGAUGAGGAUGCGCAAUUACAGGAGGCUCUAGCCAUGUCCAAGCAGGAUCCGUCCUUUCAACAGCAGGAAUCAGGUCGAAUCGGGCAGGAUGGCAAGGAGAGUCAAUUUGGUCCGGCUACGCGAGCUCAAUAUGAUGAGUCGAGUUGGGGAUUGAUUCGGACCACGCAUCCUAGGGAGGUUGUGCCAGACGUGCCGAUCGAGCAGUGCAAGCACGAACCUGGUCAGCCGCGGUUCUUGAAGCAUAUGUCGCCGGAUGGAGACUACUUGCCCAAUCUACUCACAAUAUGUCAUGGUAUUGCAAAGGUGCGAGAGGUUAUGCUUAUGCGAGAGCGAGUCCAGGCGUCUUAUGGUGAGGAUGGGGAGUGGUGGAAGGGUCAUGCCAUUGCUAUGCCGAGGAUCGUGCACACAGAGAGUGGUCAGCCUGUAAAUGUGGACGCCGAGAACACCGACACUUUCCUUGGCGAGCUGCAGCGUCUCAUGACGUUUCUGGAUUGUAGUGAGAGGACGUACGCCACUGUGCUGUCGUUGACAGACACCCAGCUUCUGAAGGAGGUCACCAGCGACCGAACACGGCCUCAUACACUCACUGGAUCGUUCUUAGAGGCGUGGAAUAGUGCUGCGAGAGUGCUACCCGACAGCGACGAGAAGACGAAGAUGCUAGAACUAUUCCGAACGAAGCUCUCUUCGAAUAAUCAUCAAGGCUACGCGAACAUGAUCGACUUGUCCCCUGUUCUCAUGACCGACGAGAAGGCAGAUCUUGGCGAGCUGCUGGAUGGCUACUUCUGGGGUACAGAUGGUAACGCUUCACUUGGCAAAGGCGAGAUCGCGGGGGAUCCAGCUGAUGUGCUUGUCCUUCGGCUGAAGAACAAGGCUUUGCAAGCACAGAAGCUUGCCGUCGAUAUCACACCCGAAAUUCACAUGGACAAGUAUUUGCAAACCAAUUCAUCGGCUACAGCCGAGCUCAGAAGCAAUAUGGCAGAGGGUCGAUCUCGGAUCAAGAAGAUCGAAGCUAUUGAGAAGAAGCUUACUCUAUGGAAGCACCCAAAGCAAGACAAGCAAAUCGACCCAAGGCUCUUGCUCAAGCAUUCGCAGGGCGUCUUCUCGGGCGAGAACAAGGUAGAUGCUGAUGCCGGCGGUCUUCCGAAUGGUGUUGCCGUCGACAUCGACCUGCCUCCACAUUACGAGGACAUUGCGCGUAAGCUCGAGGAGACGAUCUCGAGCAUCGACAAGAAACUUGAGACAUUGGCGCUGGAGCGCGAGAAGACACGAAAAGCGAUUGCCGACAUGUCACGGAACCCACUACCAUCACUUCCCGGCCAGCUCAAGCAUCGAUACACACUUCGUGGUGUCGCCACGAAGGCCAACAUUUCUUACAUCCUCCUACCAAAAGAAGAAGAAGACGAGGACCUCCUCAUGGACGAGCGACAAGACGACGACAGUACACCAGAAGGCAUGCAAUGGUGGCGCAUCGCCUACGAAGUCAACGCCGCCGGCACCGAGGGACAAAUCAGCAUGAACAAAACCCCCGACUACGAUGUCAUCCGUGCCGCCGAACUCGAACACGACUCCGCCCUCCUCGUCUACGCCAACGACCGUGCAAACGAUAUCGAGCAAGUCGAUCCCAGUCUUCCUCAACCUCUGCUCGAUUUCGUGAACAGAGAUAAUGCGCUUUUCCGCUCCGAUUUGCAGGACGCAGUGCGGUUUACGCAACCCCCGGCUUAUCACAUCGAGGGUGGCAUGGACGAUGUACGACCCUCAAUCGAACGCUCACUCCCUCACAACAUCUCAUCAGACUCCUUGCAAGCAUUAGACGGUAACCCAGAUGAUCACGAGCUCGACCCACCGGGGUACGAUCAAGAUGGUUUCAUGGCUCACCCGGGUUUUGGACUGGGUCCGGGGCAUAAGGGUGAUGAUUUUGAUCCUCCGGUUGAUGAGAUUAGGCUUGCUGGGGGGGAUGAUCAGGAGGAGGAGGAAGGGGAUGCGGUGGAGAGUCGUGAGAUGGAGAUGAUGGAUAGUUAUAAGUCGCUUGUGCCGAGUGUGAGUGGUGGAGGGCCGGAUGGGACGGGUAAUGAUCGUGAUGUACCGAUGGAGGGGGCGGAGAGUCAGCAGGCGCGGUAG